AUGGCAAACAAAUUAAGACCAAAGAAAUUAAAGGCCCCCUACAGGGUCUACGUAGCCGGUGAAGGCUUUAGUAAAGUGGAAUUUUCUAGAAUAAGAAACCAAACGACUGAACUUGAAGGUGAAACAAGUGAAGAUGAUUCUGUCGUUUCAAUAUCUUCAAAUGAUGUCUUUCCUCUACAAAAGAUGGAUUUACCAUGGGAAAUACAAAAGAAUAUCAUCUUCUUCUUAGAUGAUAUAAAAGUUUCGUAUCUUUCUGUGUGUAAAUCAUGGUAUAGUAUCUGUCUACCUAUAUUAUAUUAUAAACCAAUCUUAAAUCCACACAACUUCAACAAGUUUGUAAGUACAAUCAUAUCUGAUCGUAAGAGACCAAUAGGAAAUAACGUUAUAGAACUCGAUCUCUCUACUAUUCUACAAAGUGGUAAAAACUCAAACGUUUCAAAAAUUUUACGACGGUGUUCAAAAAAUUUACUGAAAUUUACUGCCCCACAAACAAGUUUCGGUUACUCUCCAUUAAUUUCAUUGAAAUCAUGUAUAAAUCUCAAAUAUCUCGACCUGGGCUUAGUCUCAGAAACUGUCAAAUUGAAAGAAUUAUUUCAAGCUAUACAAAAUUUUAAAAAUUUAACUCAUUUGGCGUUCCCAAGAUCUUCUAUCAACUGCGAAGGUCAUCAAGAAUUCGUUUGGCCAUCAAAUUUACAAUAUUUAAAAUUAUCAGGUGGUAUCACUAAAGAAUUUUUAAACGAAACUAAAAUGUGGCCUAAAUCUAUAAAAACUUUAGAAUUUUCAUAUUGUCCACUAAUUGAUGAUUCUGCAGUGUAUUCCAUACUAUCGCAAAUUGGAUACAAUUUGGAUAAUCUAUAUUUCCAUUAUCCAAUGCCUUUACUCACUGAUAAUUCGCUGGAUUUCAUCUUUUGUUACUGUACAAAUUUGAUUUCCAUACAAUUAAUCGUCGAUUACGUCUCUAAAUGGUGUUUCUCAGAAAACAUGUUGUUUAAAAUCAAUGACAGACCUCUACGUAACAUAAUGCUCGAUUGUUCCGGUUCUCUGGGACUCGCACGUAAGAUUCAUCCAGAUGAUUUCACCAUUGCCCUCCUAGAGAAGAGAUUACCAAAUUUAGAAAAAAUCUCAAUCAACUCAAAACUAGGCUGGGAUUUGAAAUCUGAAGACGUUAACGAUCUUGUAAAUGCCCUCGAAGAGCAAGAUGGUGGUCUCUAUCUAAACUACUGA
Molecule: messenger RNA, 1224 nt
Organism: Kazachstania africana CBS 2517
Lineage: Eukaryota; Fungi; Ascomycota; Saccharomycetes; Saccharomycetales; Saccharomycetaceae
Gene: PFU1
Product: Pfu1p
Exons: 1
Coding region: 1-1224 (407 amino acids)
Source: RefSeq, a predicted model, not a curated record